CAGGACCGAGUUUGGACAGCCCUGGGCUAUAGGUCUAUAUACACAAACCAAGCUGUUUAGGCUACUAUUUUAAUUUAUUGAAGACCUUUUAUGCAAAUAAAACUAUCAGUGUUUGCUUCAGGCCUUCAGCUGCAAAUUUUGAGAAAUACACUCUGAGCUACAAACACACAAUAAGUAAUGAUAACGCAGAAAAUGCACAAAUAACCUGAGUCAGUCAACUACAUAUCCCACAAUCCUUUAUUCCUAACCCGGAAGAAAAUAGUACCACGUGCGAACUUCGAAAACUCGCCGAAAGAAUUCGUUCCGGAGUGGCUGCGGCUCAUCACAAUGAAUCCGCUCACCAAAGUGAAACUCAUCAAUGAACUGAAUGAAAAAGAGGCUGAACUUGAUGUCAAAGACAGUGUGUCCUGGCAUUCAGUGUAUAAGGAAAGCGCCUGGAUCUUUAUCGGUGGACUUCCAUAUGAGCUGACAGAAGGAGACGCCAUCUGUGUUUUCUCUCAGUACGGAGAGAUUGCCAACAUCAACUUGGUGCGAGAUAAAAAGACGGGCAAAUCCAAAGGAUUCUGCUUCCUGUGCUAUGAAGAUCAAAGGAGCACCAUUCUGGCUGUGGAUAACUUUAAUGGAAUCAAGAUUAAGGGGCGAACCAUACGUGUGGACCAUGUAGCAAAUUAUCGACCACCCAAGGACAACGAAGACAUUGAUGAUGUCACUAAAUGUUUGCGAGAAGAGGGAUGUGCUCCUAAAGUCCCCCUGCCUUCCUCCUUUGAGUCAGGGUCUGAGGAAGAAUAUGCUGUACCUGUGAAAAAGCCAAAAAAAGAUAAAAAGGAGAAGAAAAAGAAGAAGGAGAAGAAAGAGAAGAAAAAAGCACUAAAAGAAGAGAAACAUGAGGCACGGACUGAGCCGUCAGCAUCAUCUCCUGUCAGAGUGAAGAAUGAGAAGGAGGACACGGCAUACGAGAAGUAUGCCGCGAAAGGACCGGCAGGAAGCAGAAGGGACAGACAAGACUUCAGGAACCCACAAGACAGAGCAGAUGAGGUGGACCGAUUCAGAGAUAGGUAUAGAGGUGAGAGGGAAAGGGAUCGAGAAGAAAACAAAAAGACAGACAGAAACCGAGAGGAUAAAAGACAUGAAGACACACGGCAGGGAGACAGAGAAAGAGACAAAGGAAGGGGUGUUGAUAGAGAGAAUAAUGGGGAAAGAGAGCGUGAGAGAGAAAGGGAACGUGACAGAGACAGAAGGGAGCGCGACAGAGGAAAUGACCGAGGGUUUACCAAACACAGAGAUCACAGGCGGAUGAAACAGGGGGAGUCUAAAAUGCCGUGGGAGAGAGACAGAUGCCUGGUGGUCUCUUUUGACAUGGUAUACGUCUUGUCUCUGUCUUGGAGCUACAACAAGCUACAAGAAGUGGAUGCUUUGCAUUGUCAUCCCAAUGCCGUAGGAGUCAUGCCACAUAGACCUGGAAGCUUGGAGCUUCCUUCAGGGCUUGUGAUCUACAUGCAGGAACGAUCCAAGACCUGUAAAUACCAUGACAGAUUCACUAAUUUUGAAGUAAUCUACAAAAAGGUGUGA
Molecule: messenger RNA, 1569 nt
Organism: Sinocyclocheilus rhinocerous
Lineage: Eukaryota; Metazoa; Chordata; Actinopteri; Cypriniformes; Cyprinidae
Product: RNA-binding motif protein, X-linked 2-like
Exons: 9
Coding region: 328-1569 (413 amino acids)
Biological process (GO): mRNA splicing, via spliceosome
Cellular component (GO): precatalytic spliceosome; U2 snRNP; catalytic step 2 spliceosome
Molecular function (GO): RNA binding
Source: RefSeq, a predicted model, not a curated record